ACACCGGAGACUGCCGCAUGUUGUGUGGGGCUGCAGAUCUGUCGAUGGUCCCGGUUCUGCUGGCAGAGAUCCGCGAGAUUCUGGCUGAGAUGUCGGAGGAUGCGCCAAACAUGGCCAUGGCCCGGUAUGCGGUCGAGCUGCGGGAGCGGCUGGACGACGAGCGCAUCAGGCAGCAGAUCGACAACAACGUGUUUGACCCAGAGCCUGUAGUUGAGUACCUGGCCCAGGUGAUGCACAAGCUGGCGCGGCCCGAGCAUUUUGCAUCGAUCGACAAGCUGAUCGAGUACGCGCGCAGCGGGCGGUUUGCGCGGGCUCUGCGGAAUGUCGUUUGAUGUGCUGGAGGUGCUCAAGAUCGACAUUGCCAACCGCAGCAUCGAGAUGUACCGCGAGUACAUGCGGUCAACGGCGGUGGCAUACGAGCGGUCGCAUUUUGGCAACAUGCUGCGGCGCAACAGUGUGCCUAUUGACGAGACGCGGGCGUGGUGGAAGAAGGAGUACGACGCGGCGCGUGCUCAGUUCCAGAGCCUUGACGAUAUCUUUUCGCAUGUAUUCCGGACCCUCGUGCUUGGGGGUGACCGGCCGGUGCCGAAGCUGAUGCACAUGGACGAGGCGCGCAUCAACGGAAUCCGGCGCGAGUACGAGCGCCUGGAGAUCGUGGGCUACCUGUUUAUGGGCUUCACGCAGUUCAUUCAGGCUGUCGGCCGAGCCACAGCAUCAGCAGUCGGGCCAUCGGACCAGCAGCAGCAGCCUGAGUUUAGGACCGAGAACGGGCGUGUUGACUUUGAGCGGCUGGGCAAGGAGUGUCUGAAGCUGGUCCCCGAGUGCUUUGUAGUCAACUGGAGUGACUCGAUCGGGGACUCUACCGCUGGUGAGUGGCGGAUGCCCGGUGGCGCGCGGGGCGAAGUCAGGGCCAGUGUGCUGGUGACGCAGCUGGUGAGUCUUGCUGGCCGUGUUCUGGGCCGCAAGAUCCAGCCGGCCGAGGUGACUCAGCUAUGGCGUGCUGUGCGCAGCGUGGUGCAGAGCGGCAGCCCGGUACGCGGGAUUGUCGCGGGCCGCAUUAGGAGUGCUGUUGAGAUGCAUCUGUCGUCCUUGGAGGUCAACAGCACCCGUUUCCGCGGCGAUGCCUGGGAGGCGAUGCCUGAGGACGCCAAGCUGAUGCUGCGCCGGUCGAUGCUGGGCUUCCUGGAGCCCGUGCUGUCGAGUCUGGCAAUCAAAGUCCAUGCAAUCCGGGCGCACCACUGGCUCGUGUACAAGUCGUUCUACCAAGCUCUCAUCAGUUCCAACUCACAGCUGGUCCAGCAGACAGUCACGGUCGCGAAGGCACCGUCCGCAUCAUCUGCUGCUGUUGCUCAGUCACAGGCGCUGUGAAGACCACCAGCCCACACAUACCCACACAUGCACACCUAGCCAUCCACCCAUCCACCCAUCCACACACUACCUCUGGAGACUGGCGAGCCUGUCUCCGACCUUGUUUAUUGCCUCCUUUUCACUUCACUUCGAGAUACACUCAGUAUUUUCUUAACCACCUUUCCAUAUUACCCUCUAAUUUCUUCUCACUCACUCACAACCAAGUGCAUAUUAAUUCCAUUCCAUUCCAUCUGAAACCACCACCA
Linderina pennispora is the source of this 1613-nucleotide messenger RNA. RefSeq lists its product as uncharacterized. Gene Ontology annotation, biological process: signal transduction. The transcript has a single exon. Bases 322 to 1368 code for a protein of 348 amino acids. The record is from RefSeq and is a predicted model, not a curated record. Lineage: Eukaryota; Fungi; Kickxellomycota; Kickxellomycetes; Kickxellales; Kickxellaceae.